Messenger RNA from Diatraea saccharalis (sugarcane borer), 1133 nucleotides. Lineage: Eukaryota; Metazoa; Arthropoda; Insecta; Lepidoptera; Crambidae. The record is from the annotation of a GenBank genome assembly.
UCGCGGAGAAACCUGUGAAAAUACACAAGAAAAAUACUUAGCAGUCAAACAUAGACACUCCUUCUUUUCGAUUUAGAAAUCUUAAAAAUAUAUAGUUCCAACAAGCCACGCAUUCUUUAACAGGAUGACAGUUCCACAUCACCAUCACCCAAUAAACUUCACAAGAGUCCGUGGGGCAAGAUGCGGGACAUCAUUCAGACACGUCGCGAAUCAGUAAAGAAGAAGGGGAGAGGAUCAAAGAGCUCCCCAGACGUGGUCCCAGCCAGGAGACGCUCUUUCAGCGAUGGAGGAGACAGUGAUGCUCCACCCGCACUUACUCUUACUAUUCCAUCUUCUGAAGAGUUAGAAUCGGAGCCAUCACACCCUCUGUUGCGAAAGCAGCGUUCACUAGAGCUGGGUGCGAGACCUCCACAGCAUCGACCGCCUCGUGCUUCCAAGUGGACGAAGGUCAAGAGAGCCUUCCUCACCUCCGCCUCUGUAUCUGUGCCGUCCAGUCCCAGCAGACACUCCGCAUUCUUCACUGACGCAGGUAAAAAAUUAUAUUUAUUCCCUUCGUAAAUAGUUGCGUAACAACUCGAAAUAAUAUUUUCCUGAAGCACUUUAUCUACAUUUUUUGUAAUGUCAGCAGUCUCUCAAAAAGAUUACGUCAUCUGACAGUGCUUAUUCAGUAACAUACUAUUGCAUAAAAUGUUUAAAAAAGUGAAUAGCAAAAAUACUGGUUCUGUGCGAAUUGGCGUGUAUUAGUCCCCGAGGAAUGAAGAUGCUCUUGGAAUCUUUUUUUGGUCAUACAUUUAAUGAAGUACCAUUUUAUAAACUAAAGUACCUAAUAUCAUAUUUUACUGCACAACUGAAUAUUAUUCAUGACUCACAUGAAAUAAGUUUCUUCCGAAUAUGACUGGCGAAUAGCCAACACCGGCGCAUAAGCACAAUGCUUUUCAGAAAUUCUUUAGAUUCUUCAAACCAAUUACGUGUUGCUUGUCUGGAAUAUCGUUAUAAUUUUUGGAUCCCACUUUCAGGUCCGUUUUAUUGUCAUUUUAUAUUGUUUAUAAUAAACAAAAUAUGCAAGAAUAAAUAAGAAACAAAUAUUUAAUCUCAUAAAAUUGAGAAAAAAUAUAUAUGACGUCAUAAUCUAG